GGGGUUUAGUAUACCUACAGACACCAUGGCCAGCAGGAGGGGAAUCGCAUUCGCCGCUCUGGCCCUCAUCUUGAUCGCCUCCAGUCGGGGAUCUCAGUUCAGCAGGGACGAAAGUCAGGAGGAUCAGAAGACGGAGUUCAACCUGGCCUCCACUUUGACGGGCGGCAUAACGAGUAGUCGCCACCGCCAGCGGGCCAAUCUCAACUCGCAACUCUAUCCGGGAUUAGCUCAGCUGGGAGCGGGUUACGCGGGCGUGGGCGCCACUGGAUCCAUCGAUGAUGCCCAUGGCCAUGAGCAGGGCGGCUCUGGCGUACGAGUGGCCAGUACGAACUCUAUAGUUUUCCCCGGCAACCAGUUACCCAAUCCGGCACUAACAAUUACAGGAGGUCACCAGUUUCCGGCCUAUCCGCCUCCAGGAUUUCCAGCCCAACAGGCUCCGGUUCCGUAUCCAUCUGCAGGAGGUUCUUCGGGAGGGUCAUCUUCAGGAGGUUUCCAAAGUGCAGGAGCUGGUGGUCCUCCUGCUUAUCCAGCUGCGGGCGCAGUUCCUGCUCCAUAUCCCACUGGACUUCCUCCGCAGCAGCCAGGAGCUCCUGGUUACUUCUCAGGAACUGGUGCCUAUCCCUAUCCAGGAGUUUACUUGCAGCAGUAUCCAGGCUAUCCCCAGCCAGCUCAAUUUCCGGCAUAUGGAGUGGUUCCCGGUGCAGUUGCUCAGCCAGGAGUUCCGGGAGUAGCCGGUGUGCCUGGAGUUCAAGGAGUAGCCGGUGUUCCUGGAGUGGCAGGAGUCCCUGGAGCUCCAGCCACCAGCAACCAGAACUUCCAUCGCUAUCCGGAUCACAAUGCCGCUGAUCGCACCCACUGGGAUCACCACUUCUCGAUGAACACCGAGUACAAGGAGGACGGAGUCCACAAGGGACCCUUCGGAGUGCUCAAUAACCACAAUGCCUUCGGCUAUGGCAGUGGUUAUGGGGGCGGCUACAACGGCGCCUUCAACUCGCCGGCCUACUGAAGCUGGACGGGAUUACCGGUGGUGGGGAGGAGGGAAGGUGGGAAGGCGUGAGGAAAUCCGAGUCGUAGUCAUAAGUUGGCUGCUCCCUCUUUUGGGCAGGCCAAGGACAGCUGUCUUCGGCGAAAUAAACUUGAUUUCUGCACACCCAA
Molecule: messenger RNA, 1155 nt
Organism: Drosophila takahashii
Lineage: Eukaryota; Metazoa; Arthropoda; Insecta; Diptera; Drosophilidae
Gene: Elal
Product: Elastin-like
Source: RefSeq, a predicted model, not a curated record